This is a messenger RNA of Leptidea sinapis, 1670 nucleotides long. RefSeq names its product zinc finger protein 239-like. Bases 34 to 963 code for a protein of 309 amino acids. Gene Ontology annotation, cellular component: nucleus. Gene Ontology annotation, molecular function: DNA-binding transcription activator activity, RNA polymerase II-specific; RNA polymerase II cis-regulatory region sequence-specific DNA binding. Gene Ontology annotation, biological process: regulation of transcription by RNA polymerase II. The record is from RefSeq and is a predicted model, not a curated record. The transcript has a single exon. NCBI's taxonomy places the organism in Eukaryota, Metazoa, Arthropoda, Insecta, Lepidoptera, Pieridae.
AAAACAGUCAAAAUCAAAAAAGAAAUAAAUAAAAUGAAACAAGACAUUAAAAAAGUCAACAAUAAAAGCCUGAAUAACAAAAGUAAGAAAAAUUGUAUCACAAGAUGCGUGGAACGAAAUAUGAUUGAAAAACAAUAUACUCCAGUUCUAAACAUAGAAAACGACAGCUUAAACAGCAGGAGAAAUACCUUGGUUAAAAAGAUAAUUCCAGCUACAAUUACAAUUAAAGAAGAUAACUCUAGGCUUUAUGAAAAGAAUAACGAUAAGAAUUCCAGUACGGACAAUAAAGAUAUUCAAGUCCAAAAGUUGAUAGAGAAUGAUUUUCAUAAUUUAAUGACCCCUAACAGAGUAAAUACUGUUGAAAAGCCGUAUUCAUGUAAUUUGUGCGGUAAGAGUUAUAAGAAAUCUAGUCAAUUGAAGAUACAUACUAGACUACAUACUGGUGAAAAGCCAUACUCGUGUGAGGUAUGUGAUAAGAGUUUCAAUCAAAUAAGUGAUUUAAAGAGACAUAAUUUAACACAUACUGGUAAAAAGAUGUACUCGUGUAAUGUUUGUGGCAAGACUUUUAAUGUAUCUUAUAAUUUAAAGACACAUAAUAGAAUCCAUACUGGUGAAAAGCCCUAUACAUGUAAUGUGUGUGGUAAGAGUUUUAAUCAGUCAAAGUCUUUGAAGAUACAUAUUAGGGUUCAUACUGGUGAAAAGCCAUACUCAUGUGAUAAAUGUGGUAUGAGUUUCAAUCGCUCUGAUGGAUUGAAGAGACAUGAUACAAUACAUACAGGUGAAAAGCAGUACUCUUGUAAUGUAUGUGGUAAGAGUUUUAAUACUUCUAGUAAUUUGAAGAGACAUAACACGAUACACAACAAGGAAAUGAUCUAUUCUUGUAAAUUAUGUGGUGAAAGUUUCAACAAAUCUGCCGACUUGAAGUUACAUAACACAAGAAUACAUGUCGGGGAAAAGCCCUAGGGUCCAAACAGUCUAGUGACUUGCGACUCAUAGCACAUGUACUUAGGCUAUGGUCUCCUAUUUUACGCCAUACGCGACGUCUCGUUAUGCCGUACGCUGCGUCACAAUGCUUACUAUAUAAAUGUACUGUAGUGAUCUCUUCAACACGUUGACGCCGUACGCAGCAUCCGAACACCGUGCGCCGCGUCUCUAUCCAUUUCGAUCCAUUGCAGCGUGAAGGUCGUCGCUCGCGACACACGAAAUGAUGAGGCGUGAUAAAGGAAAAGACGAGUUGUUGACUGAAUCAGUAAAAUGUUAUAAUGCAGUGUGUGAUAAAAGUGGCAAGAAUCAUAAAUCAAUAUUUAGAAGCAUCAAUGUUGGGUAACGAGUAGCCACUGAGCCACCUGCGUCACAGCAGACGUAUUGACCGCCGACCAUUCUCGUGUGAGGUAUGCGUCCAGGCGUUGGAAGCCACGGAAUGGAACGUCGACGCCAACGCUAGGCAAUUCAGCUGUAUUUAAAUAUGACAAACAGAAUAUCUGUUCUAACUUGUCUUACACUUUUGGAAAAUAUCCAUCGAAAUUGUAAUAUUGUACAAAAGAUGAAGAAAAUGAAAUCUUUAGCGAAAAUCGAACAAACUUACAAUGUGGAUAUCCUUAAUAUUUGUUUUUCGUCUUUCAUUUUGAUGCAGUGCAUAAAUAAUUGUUAUAUAAAAAGGCAGUUUUUAU